Hyphopichia burtonii NRRL Y-1933 is the source of this 1159-nucleotide messenger RNA. It is a transcript of the gene MTS1, whose product is annotated as Mts1p. The transcript has a single exon. Gene Ontology annotation, biological process: lipid biosynthetic process; cellular response to biotic stimulus. Lineage: Eukaryota; Fungi; Ascomycota; Pichiomycetes; Serinales; Debaryomycetaceae. The record is from RefSeq and is a predicted model, not a curated record. The coding region runs from base 84 to 1058 and encodes 324 amino acids.
AUUGUUUAGAUGUUAUGGAAUACAGACAUGAUUGGUGUAAUUUCAGAUUCACCUUAUCCUUAUUUAGAUAUUUCUUAUUAGGAAUGAUUCCUGAAGUUAUUUUACAUUCUAAAUCUCAAGAUGAAGAACAAGUUAGAGAUCAUUAUGAUAGAGGUGAUGAUUUUUAUACUUGGUUUUUAGGACCAAGAAUGAUUUACACUUCUGGGGUUAUUACCGAUAAUACUAAAGAAGAAAGUUUGGAACAAUUACAAGAUAAUAAAUUAAAGAUUGUUGCCGAUAAAAUUCAAUUAAAAGAAUCUGAUCGUGUAUUAGAUUUAGGUUGUGGUUGGGGUGCUUGGACCACUUAUGGCUCAAGCCAAUUCGGUGCUAACAUUACCGGGUUAACCUUGGGUAAAAAUCAAACUAAAUGGGGUAACACUUUAUUAGAAGAUUAUGGUAUUAGUCAAGAACAAUCUAGAAUUGUUUGUUGUGAUUAUCGUGAUGCUCCAAAAUCAGAUAAAGCAAAUGGUAAAUACGAUAAAAUCACUUGUUUGGAAAUGGCUGAACAUGUUGGUAUUAGAAGAUUCAGUGCUUUCUUAGAACAAGUUUAUGAUGCUUUGGAAGAUGAUGGUUUAUUUUUCUUACAAUACGCCGGUUUAAGAAAAACAUGGCAAUAUGAAGAUUUGGUUUGGGGGUUAUUUAUGAACAAAUAUAUUUUCCCUGGUGCCGACGCUUCCACUCCUCUUUCAUUUGUUGUUAGUGCUUUAGAAUCCGUUGGGUUUGAAGUUGUUUCUUUAGAUAAUAUCGGGGUUUCUUAUAGUGCUACCUUAUGGAGAUGGUAUAGAAAUUGGUUAGGUAACAGAGAAAACGUCAUCAACAAAUACGGUAUUAGAUGGUUUAGAAUCUGGGAAUAUUUCUUAGCUUCUUCCACCAUCACUUCUAGACAAGGGGGUGCUACUUGUUACCAAUUUGUCUUGAGAAAAAACAUCAAUUCUUAUCACAGAGUCAAUUACGUCCCUGCUCAAAAAGGUUUAUUGACUCCUGCUAAAGAAGGUACCCAAUGGGCCAAACAAUUGUAAGCUAUAUCCUAUCUAAUUAAAAUAUAUAGAAUAAUUAUAUACUAACACUUAUAUAAUAAUCGGUUACAUCAGUGAUUAGUUAUACAAGAGUUAUAAAAUUG